Messenger RNA from Malassezia pachydermatis, 702 nucleotides. RefSeq lists its product as hypothetical. The transcript is spliced from 3 exons. The coding region runs from base 1 to 702 and encodes 233 amino acids. Gene Ontology annotation, biological process: endoplasmic reticulum to Golgi vesicle-mediated transport. Gene Ontology annotation, cellular component: TRAPPIII protein complex; TRAPPII protein complex; TRAPPI protein complex. Lineage: Eukaryota; Fungi; Basidiomycota; Malasseziomycetes; Malasseziales; Malasseziaceae. The record is from RefSeq and is a predicted model, not a curated record.
AUGGCGACGCCGUUUUCUGCGACGUACUCCCUCCAGCCGCCGCCUGCGUCGGCCGCGAUGAGCGCGGCAUCCAAAGAAGGGAGUCGGCGCUCGUCGCUGGCACCUACGGCGUCGGUCCCUGAUGUGCUGGAUCGACCGCGCGAUAAAACACGCAGUGUCGACGUCAGCCGCAGUGCGCUGCAGUACCUGUUUGCCGAGAUGGUCUCGUAUACACAAGGCCGUGUCUCUGGGAUCUCUGAUUUUGAGCGUUUGCUGAGUACGAUGGGCCGUCGUGUCGGUGUGCGUUUCCUUGCGAUGACAGCGCAUCGUACGCAACUCGCGAGCAACCCCAAGAAGCCGCAGCGUGAGACGCGGCUGCUCAAGACGUUGUUGUGGCUGCAGUCUACGUUUUGGAAAGCUGUGUUUGGGGCUCAGGCCGACAGCCUGGAGCGCAGUACAGAGAGCGAUCGCUCUGAUGAAUAUAUGAUAUCGACCAAUACGCCCUUGCUCUCGCAAGGCCUCUCUGUCCCGAAAGAGAUGGAGCAGCUGAGUGUCGAGGCCUUUACGGCCGGCAUCAUGGAAGGCGCGCUGGACGCGCUUGGCUUUCCUGCGCGGGUCACAGCGCACUCUGUGCCGACGGAGGCGUAUCCGUACCGCACGACGAUCCUCAUCAAGCUCGAUGCCUCUGUGAUGGAGCGCGAGGCGGCCCUGGGCGGGCCAUAG